Molecule: messenger RNA, 4366 nt
Organism: Podarcis muralis (Common wall lizard)
Lineage: Eukaryota; Metazoa; Chordata; Lepidosauria; Squamata; Lacertidae
Gene: CCBE1
Product: collagen and calcium binding EGF domains 1
Molecular function (GO): calcium ion binding
Source: RefSeq, a predicted model, not a curated record
CGGGCGCUGCGCAGGGGAUGGUGCUGCGGGGCGGCGGCGGCGGAGGUGCCCGGCGCCUUCUGCUGCUGGCGCUGUGGCCGCCGCCGACGUCGCCCAGCGUGCUGCGCCUCUGGCUGCUGCUGCUGGGGCUGCUGCUGCUGGCGGCGCUCGGGCAUGCGUGGACCUACCGCGAGGAGCCCGAGGAGAGCGACAGGGAGGUCUGCUCCGAGAGCAAAGUGGCCACCACCAAGUACCCGUGCCUGAAGCCCAGCGGGGAGCUCGCCACCUGCUUCAGGAAAAAGUGCUGUAAGGGUUAUAAGUUUGUUCUUGGACAAUGCAUUCCUGAAGAUUAUGAUGUCUGCGCAGAAGCUCCUUGUGAACAACAGUGCACAGACAACUUUGGACGAGUCUUAUGCACAUGCUACCCUGGUUAUCGGUAUGACCGCGAAAGGCACAAGAACAGAGAGAAACCCUAUUGCUUAGAUAUCGAUGAGUGUGCCACAAGCAGCGACCCUCUCUGCCCCCACAUCUGUGUCAAUACCCUUGGCAGCUAUCGGUGUGAAUGUAAUGAGGGGUACAUACGUGAAGAUGAUGGGAAAACAUGCACCAAAGGAGAGAAAGGGUUUUCUGAGAAGGCUGAUAACGUGGUGAAACCAGGAGCCUGCUGUGCCUCUUGCAAAGAGUUCUAUCAGAUCAAGCAGACAGUGUUGCAACUGAAACAAAAGGUUGCUUUGUUGCCAAAUAAUGCUGCUGACCUUAGCAAACCGAUCACAGGAGAAAAAGUACUUGCAUCCAAUACAUUAAUACCAGGUCCUCCUGGACAGCCAGGUGAUCAGGGUCCUCCAGGUGCCACAGGUCCUCAAGGGAGCCCUGGAUUUCCUGGAUCUCCUGGCCCUCCAGGUCUGCCAGGCCCUAGAGGAGCAAUGGGGCCUAUGGGACCCUCUCCAGACCUGUCCCAUAUUAAACAGGGCAGAAGGGGCCCCGUGGGUCCUCCGGGAGCACCAGGAAGAGAUGGAGCAAAGGGUGACAGAGGGGCACCAGGAGAAAAAGGAGCACCGGGGCCACCGGGUUCUUUUGACUUCCUGUUGCUAAUGAUGGCCGACAUCAGAAAUGACAUCGCUGAGCUGCAAGAGCGGGUGUUUGGCCACAGGACUCAUUCAUCGACUGAAGAGUUUCCAUUACCUCAGGAAUUUACAAACUAUCAGGACAUAGUGGAUCUGGGAUCCGGAGAAGAUUACAAACAAAGGACUGCGUCGAAAGACUCCCGAACAUACGGAGAAGGCAAUCAUUAAAUCGAGCUUGUGACCUGGAAAGAGUAAAACUUUGCAGGGCAGUGGUCCACAAGUCAUUUAAGCCAGCGUACUUGCACAUAUUCCAGUUUAGCCCCAUGGAAAUGGGCCCAUGUACACGAUUCACUGAAAUUACCGUCUUCCCUUACUAUAGCACUGCAGGCAGGACCAAAUUAAGAGCCAGCUAGGUGAUCAGCACUCAGUGAGAAUUAUCCAUUGUUGGAAUGGGCAGAUGGAGAACUGCAUAUGAAAAACCAAGACCUAGAUUGUAGGUGGAAGACAUAUGUGUUAGAAAGGAACAAUCCUUUCUACACGUUUCCUUGACAUGCUGUCUUUUGUCUGCAUGGAGUUGUUUGCUACAGCUCAGCGGUUUAUGAUGACUAUAUAUUACCUUCCAUAUCAGAGGAAGUGUGCUUCAGAAUAGCUAUUGUUGCAGAACACAAGUGGAACAGUACCAUAACAUUCAUGCCCGGCUUGUGGGCAUCCCAGACGUAUCUGGUCAGCCACUAUUUGGAAUGGAAUGCUGUCCUAAAUAGACCUUUGCUCUGAUCCAGCUGCUCUCUUACAUUGUAACAACAGAUGCAUCCCAUGAGUCUGCUCAUAGUGUAACUCGACUCUCGAGAGCAAGGGGCAUCAGGAAUUUGGCUCUCACCCAGGAUUCCCAUAUCAUACUCUGCUCACAUCUAGAGGAAGGAUUGUGCAAAUAUAGCUAUGAACAUCCACCUGCACUGCCUUCCUCCUGUUCCUUUUUUCUUUUGCAGGCUGGACAGGAUACUGGUUGACCAUGUGUAUAUAUCUUCCAUUUUUCUACAUCUCAGAAAACAUUUCAUUCUCCUUUGUCUUCCAGUAGGGGAGCAGCUGCUGUAUCUGUGACUUUAAAUUGUAGGCAGUUUUAAAGGAGCUCAGUUGAAGGAGCAAGUUGGAUGUACUCUACCUGUUGAGACACUCCCAAAUAAUUAUGCCGUGCUGUUGGCCUCCAUUUCCUUGCCACCCAACUCCCUGAUGCUGCUGGUGGGAGUUGAAGGUGAGGACAUGUACAACGUGGAGUUGUAAAUAAUUGUUUGCCUUCUCACCUUCACCAUGACACUCCCUUCCUCUCGUUGCACCAAGGAUACAGGGUGUGCAAGGCAAGGAAUGGGACUUUCUGCAUUCACGCAAUGGCCUAACAUUAGCAUAAAGGAAGAAAUUUUACAUCUGCAACAAUCAGUGCUCAAAAGGCAAGGGUCUUCAAGUGCACCAAGGUAAUUUUCUACAGCCGAGUGACCUGUAAGCUACCUUAGGUACUAGUUCUGUGGCUUAAAUGAUUUGUAGACUGCACUGUUAAAAAGAGUUGUACAAUAUUUUAAAAAUGCACUGAUAAUGUAUAAAGUUUUAUAUGUUUUAUUGUCCAAAGUUUCUCGAUUCCCUUUUCUUACAGAGAUGUUUACUGGUAGUAACACAAUCCAGCUGUAUUAUUUGUUAGCCCAAGAACUAGCCCCAGAACUGUCUAAACAUGGACACGAUAAUAGAUUCUGCUUUGGAGCAAAAAGUAAAAAAUAAAAAUCCUAACGCAUUGGUAAUUCCAAGUGCAGUGGCAUAAUUUGCAGUCAGAGGUAGCUACAAAUGCGUGACGUUUCCUUUUUCUUAGCAAAACAGUGAAGUUUGGGAAAGUGGCCAAGUGUCAAUGUUAUUAGCCAGUUCAUAAAUUGUACUUUCCAGCCACGAGGCAAUGACCUUGAAUGAUCCCCAUUUUAGGUGCAAUAUAAAAUUGCCUGUAAUCAGACUUCUAAUCCAUGUAUCUUUGGUAAAAUACAAACAGUCAUGUAGUCAGUUCUCGUUCCAUAUUCCCCUGGCUGCAACUUGUACGCAAUGCCAAUUUAGUGCUGACGGGGGAAGAGAUUAUGGCUGGUCCAUGGUCGAAAAAGAAUAUACUGAAUAUAUCCCCUAUAAGUCCUGAUUUGAGGGCUGCAACGCUCAAGGGCUUUCACAUCACUAGUGGUACUUCAGAAAAUCUCAUGAAUCUAGUUCAGUUCUCUGGAUGGCUUUUUUUCUUAAAAGCAUGUGCAAUGGGCCAAUUGGAUUGGCUCCUUGGGUUUUUAGUAAGGGGUGGUGUAGAAUUAAGGCAUGAAAGCAGAAUAGCAAGAAGAGGCAGUGUGGGCAUGAUCCAGCAGACCUUAAGUCCCAUUGCUUUCAGUGGGAGUGAGCCAAGUACAGGCUUUGACUGACUCACACCCAUUCUUAUUUUACGAAAAGAAAAUAUAAUCAAACCAUUCACAACGUUUAGUGUAAUGAGUAUAUUCUGUGUUGUCAAAAGAUGGUUUAGUUUUGCUUUUUGCUUUUUAAAGGCUUAAUGUGUCUACAGGAAAAAAUACUAGUUCCCUAGAACGUGUUUUUAAAUGGCCGCAAUUCCAAAGAUUCUAUGUAUUGCUGAUUAAGCAUCAUUAUUAAAAGUAGUUCCAUUGAUUUCAGUAGAAAGGCGGCUUGAUCCUGUCCAUGUCUACAUAGUAGCAAGAGCCACUGAGUUCAAGGGGACUUGCUCUUAGCUAAAAGUGCAUAGGAUCUGCACAUAUGACAGCUUAGCCCCUUGGUGUGUAUGCUUCUGCAGUAGUUAGCAGUAACCAAAAAUUAGCUGAGAUGCAGGCAUUGAAAAGUUUUUGCUAAAGAUUUCCCAACUGGCAUGAACAAACACACAGAAGAAAGGAAGAAAUAAUAUUCUAUAACCUUUGAGUAAUCCUUCGAGAUCUCAAUGCAAUCCCUGUCCGAGACUGUCUGUCACUGUGCAGACAGUUCACCAGGAAUUUUCCCCAUGCAUGCCUCACAGUAAUGAGUGGAUCUGGGGCAAACUCAUUCUCAGUAGAUUUGUGGCCAAUCUCUCUUUGAGAUCAUAUUUCACAGUAAACGAGCGGAAGCAACUGGAGGUUAACAACGUGACCCAUAAUUUUAUUACUUUCCUCCCUUUUUUGUAAUAAUAAAAGACACAGAGCUUUGUCCCUUUGUACACAUUUAGAGAGCUAUGCAACACACAAUUAUUUAUGAUGAUUAUAUGAAGUACUAGAGAGUAUAAAAAGUGACUGUGAUUAUGCAAUGUAUUUGCAAUUAAAGAAGGAUAUUUUUUCUUA